Messenger RNA from Hemibagrus wyckioides, 369 nucleotides. RefSeq names its product C-C motif chemokine 3-like 1. The record is from RefSeq and is a predicted model, not a curated record. The transcript is spliced from 3 exons. Lineage: Eukaryota; Metazoa; Chordata; Actinopteri; Siluriformes; Bagridae. Gene Ontology annotation, cellular component: extracellular region. Gene Ontology annotation, biological process: cellular response to type II interferon; positive regulation of GTPase activity; immune response. Gene Ontology annotation, molecular function: CCR chemokine receptor binding; chemokine activity. The coding region runs from base 16 to 303 and encodes 95 amino acids.
UCACCAUCAGCAGUCAUGAUCUCUCGUUCUCUCCUGCUGGUUCUGCUGGGUCUCGCCUGCCUUCAGUCCUUCACAACAGCCCAGGAUCAAAGUGCAAAUACACAAGAUCAGUGCUGUUUGGGAUUUCAGACAAAACCAAUCCCUGUAAGAGUCAUUGCAUCGUAUGAAGAAACAGAUAUUCGGUGUUCAAAACCUGGAGUCAUCUUUACCCUGAAGAACGGUGGUCAGCGGUGUGGAGAUCCCAGUGUCGAGUGGGUGAAGGAUCGCAUGGACAAUAUUAACCAGCGCCUGUCUAACAACUAGAUCAAUUCUACAGAGAGUGUUUAAAUCCUCUCUCCAUUAAUAAGUAAUGAAUAUUUAUUUUACAAA